Diatraea saccharalis (sugarcane borer) is the source of this 1480-nucleotide messenger RNA. Lineage: Eukaryota; Metazoa; Arthropoda; Insecta; Lepidoptera; Crambidae. The record is from the annotation of a GenBank genome assembly.
AUGCACACAGUAUACCACUCGCGAAAUAUGCGCGCCUGGUUUGUGUAUUCCUAUCGAGCUGAAAAGAAUAUACAAUCAAACGAGAGAAUAGUGAAAAUAUCCAUCUUCAACAAGAAUAAUAAAUACUUGGCCGGACACGUGAUCAACGGCCGCAAUCUUUAUCCUGGUACCGGCUACUUAGUUCUAGUAUGGGAGACUUUAGGCAUGAUGAUGGGUAAGCUGUACACUGAAAUAUCUGUGGUAUUUGAGAACGUUCGCUUCCAGAGAGCCACCAAAAUUCCCGAAGAUGGAAAUUUGGAAUUUAUUGUGAUGAUUCAAAAAGGAACCGGGAAUUUCGAAAUUCUCGAGAGUGGGGUUUCCAUAGUCACUGGCCGUAUCUACGUAAAGAAGGAUGUGGGUCAAUACUAUCGCAUACUGCCAUCCCAGCCUGAAGCUGCAGGACCUAACAUCAAACAUAUGCUCACCAAAGAUUUCUACAAGGAACUUAGACUCAGAGGAUAUCAGUAUAAUGGUCUCUUCCGUGGUGUGAUUGGUUGCAACGUCGAAGGAACACGAGGCCGGAUCGCUUGGGUCAAUAACUGGGUCACUUUCAUGGACUGUAUGCUACAGCUCAAGAUCAUCGGCCUAGACACUAGGGACCUCUUGGUCUCAACGAGAAUAAAGAAACUAUCAAUAGAUGUUAACAUGCAUUACAAUGCCAUCUCAAAGAUGAGUACUGACUCUAGUAAACAUUCCUUCGAAAUUCGCGUUCAUCCUAAUAAAGAUGUUAUUCGGUAAGUGUUUGUUCAGCUUAUUAUUCGACUGAUUUUUUAUUUGUUAACUUGAAAUAAAUAAUCCCUAAUUAAUAAACAGCGCUGGCGGCGUCGAAGUGCAUGGCCUUCAUGCUACUCCGAUAUCGAAGAGGAAUCCAUUUGGUGUACCAGUUCUUGAAAAGAACGUUUUCGUACCUAACUUUGGAAACUCUAAAAUGACGGUAGAAUUUUUUUUUUAUAUAAAAGAUGUACGUAGAUGAGGAAUUAGAAUACGUUUUAUAAAUAACAUUAUUUUUAAUUUGCUGCAGUGAAAUUUUAACAAUCCAUAUAAUACAAUUAUUUAUGGUUUCCGAAAGCUAUCAAUGUCAUGUAUUGUUUCCAUUAACAAAACGUAUUAUAUUAUAGUAACCAAUAUGAGAUAUACCUACGUAUAUAAUUUUAAUAGUACAUACAUCUCAAUGAAAAAUGCUUAUGUAUAAAAAUGGAACUCUGGUCAUGAGUUCGAAUCCCUUCCCAUUUCAUUUAAAAUAUUUUCCAUUAAGCAUUGGGAUUGCAAAAUUGAUAAAAUAUAAUAAGUAGAUAUACCUUUUCAUCGGGAAUAUUUAUUUGGUGAUUGUUUUUAUUUGAACGAAAGAACGAAAAGAAAAACACGACAAAUUAUAUUUUACGUCGUUAAAAACCAUUGAAUGAGUAGUCACAGAAUUAGUUAAUAAAACCGUUACUGCUUG